AAUUGUUACGUCAUAGAUUAAUGCCCAUGGAACACCUGUUGAAAAAAGAUACAAGCAUACACACACAACUGCUCCAUCCUCUGUCUACAGGCAAAAAAAACCCAGUGACAUUCAUCUGUGAAAAAACCUUUGUCCACAGGAGGGCGUUAAUACUGGGAAAAGGGGAAGGAAGUGAAACACAUCAUUCAUUCGCCCUCGGCUUGGAUAGAGGGUUGAUGUUCUUAUGGCCCGCAUCUGUUAAAAUGGUGUCCACUCACUGCUUGUCGCUUGCAGCCAAGUCGAACGAACAGCGUCAACAUGCCGCAGCCCAAAGUCAAACUGGUGGUGACGGGAGACGAUUUUGGGUACUGUCCGAGAAGAAAUCGCGGGAUAGUGGAAUGUUUCCUGAAAGGCGGUGUGUCCAACGUGUCGCUGUUGGUCAAUGCCACAUCGGCGAUGGAUGCCGCAGAGUUGGCGAAGAGACAUCACAUACCCAUUGGACUCCAUGCGAAUCUCUCUGAAGGUUCCCCAGUGUCUUUGUGCCUGAAAGGCUCUUCGCUCCUGAACGAGGAGGGCUAUUUCCAUGGGAAAACUGGAUUCCGGAAGGCCCUACUAAGUGGGCAACUCAACAUGACUGAGGUGGAGCAGGAGUUGCGUGCGCAGGUGAAGCGUUUCUGUGAGUUGGUGGGCCACCUGCCCUUCCACAUGGACGGACACCAGCACGUGCACGUCCUGCCAGAGGUGAGAGAGGUGUUUGCGCAGGUGGUUGCCGACUUUGGCAUCCAGUACACCCGCAUCCCAGUGGAGCCCGGCCUUCACACCUGCCCCCUCAUCCCCCCUCACCUGCGGGACUUCUACAUCCAGGUGCAGAACGAUGCUCUGUCGUCCGUGGAGGUGUUCCAACGCCAUGGCAUCAGGUGGCCCGAUGUCUACCUGGGCUUGACGACCAUGGGCCAAAACAUGUCAGUGCCCAACAUCAAGCAGGCUCUGAGCUACGCACUGGGAGCCAACGGCCUAACGAGCGCCUUCACCACACCCUUAGGCACGGGUGCAGCAACCGAGGAAACGCCGCCCGUGCCAAAGACUGACCGUCCAAUCACAGCUGAGCUGAUGGUCCAUCCGGGACACCCGAGCCAGCCUCCAGAGGGGGGCUGUGGCCAGGGCCCCGAUGACUUCUCCCAGUCUGAGGACCGGCAACAGGAACUGGACACUCUGACUGACCCCACCCUGCUGGCCUACUUCAAGCAAGAGAGCAUUCAGCUUUGUGCCUUCAGGGAUCUUUAGAGGUAUAGUAUGUGUUUUUUAGUCGUUCGUUUUCAACAUGUAUGCUGUCCAUUCACAAAUUUGAUCUUUUCAUGAGUAUUUACUAAGUAAUCAUCUAAUAUUUACUGGUCUGCCUUCAGUUCUCAAGUCAUGCAGCCAAAUGUGUGUUUUUUUCUUCUUCAAUUUACUGGAAAUUCAAAAUGGCAGACACAGAAAAGAUUUACCUUUUCAUGUAAGAAACGUGUCAUUUUCCCACGCACAAUGAAUACAAAUGAUGGUAAAUAUUUAUGAAGAAGUUAACAUUCGUGAAUGGGCAGCAUGAAUUCUGGAAAUAAACUUCUAAAAAACCCUCUACCUUUAAAAUAAUGCUGCUCACGUUGAAACACACCAAAUAAGUAACAUACUGACCAAAAAACUAAGUGAAAAAAACACCUCAGUUGUUUCUACUGUUUGUUGAGCACAUUUUGAAUCCCUUAGUAUACCAUAGUAAGACAUGAGGUGCUAGCUAGGCACCUGACACUACUGUAACCUCAUGCUGUAAGCCAAAUCUUGAGCCAUGUAGAGGCCUCCGUGAUGCCAAGUGUACAGUAGAUAGAGGAACACUUGCCAUGAUGAAGCCAUUUCACUUUUGAAGGCCUGCUAGUGAGACUAGUGCAUCCAAAUGGAAUGAAGGUAGGGCCAUGAAAUGUCCUUGUCUGAUAAUUUUAUAUGUAUUUUUUAGUGUUCAAAAACAAUGUAUUUAUAUUAUUUCAGAGAUUUUAAACUGUCACAGUUAGAAGUUGAAUAAAUUAAUUCUUGUUGAAAUAUGAA
This is a messenger RNA of Engraulis encrasicolus (European anchovy), 2052 nucleotides long. RefSeq names its product YdjC chitooligosaccharide deacetylase homolog (gene ydjc). The transcript is spliced from 6 exons. NCBI's taxonomy places the organism in Eukaryota, Metazoa, Chordata, Actinopteri, Clupeiformes, Engraulidae. The coding region runs from base 298 to 1263 and encodes 321 amino acids. The record is from RefSeq and is a predicted model, not a curated record. Gene Ontology annotation, molecular function: deacetylase activity. Gene Ontology annotation, biological process: carbohydrate metabolic process.